Messenger RNA from Poecilia latipinna (sailfin molly), 2131 nucleotides. RefSeq names its product CXXC finger protein 1b (gene cxxc1b). NCBI's taxonomy places the organism in Eukaryota, Metazoa, Chordata, Actinopteri, Cyprinodontiformes, Poeciliidae. The coding region runs from base 176 to 1891 and encodes 571 amino acids. The record is from RefSeq and is a predicted model, not a curated record. Gene Ontology annotation, cellular component: Set1C/COMPASS complex. Gene Ontology annotation, molecular function: DNA binding; zinc ion binding. The transcript has 14 exons. Gene Ontology annotation, biological process: positive regulation of DNA-templated transcription.
GAAGAAGAAGAAUGUUUUAGGAGAAUUAACGAGCGCAGCCGAAUUCGUCCGAAGUCAUAUCCGUGUGUACAGUUAGCAUAAUGUUAGCUAAAGAAACGACGCUCCUUAGUUCCUUGUGACAUUAAUUUCAUUGUUGUUGGUUGCUGCUCCGCGGAAGUCUGCGUGACUACACAAAAUGGACAGCGAGCUGUCGGACCUGGACACUGCACUGGGCCCCGAGAGCAGCAGCAUGGAGGGGGAAAACGCUCCGCUUUACUGCAUUUGUCGAAAGCCAGACAUCAACUGCUUCAUGAUCGGCUGUGACAAUUGCAACGAGUGGUUCCACGGGCACUGCAUCAGCAUCACGGAGAAGAUGGCCAAGGCCAUCCAGGAGUGGUACUGCAUGAGCUGCAGAGACGAGAACCCACUGCUGGAAGUCAAAUACAGGUCCAAGAAGAGCCGAGAGAAGGAGCCGGACUCGGACAGAACCGAGCGGCAGUACAGCACGCCGAGCACUCCGGACUACAAAAGCGACAGACGGCGCGGAUCUAAAGUGAAGCGGUCGGUGCGCAUGUGCGGGGAAUGCGAGCCGUGCAGACGGACCGAGGACUGCGCCCAGUGCGACUUCUGCAAGGACAUGAAGAAGUUCGGAGGGCCCAAUAAGAUCAGACAGAAGUGCCGCUUCAGGCAGUGCGAGGUUCGAGCCAGGAAAAUGCUGCGUGUGAAGGAGGAGGAGCUCUCCCUGCGCGAGAGGAGGGAGAACUUCCACCACAGAAGAAGACGGUACUCCGAGGACUACGACAGCGAGGCGGAGCUCUACCAGCAGUACAGGGCGGCGGGACUCGGUGGUGACCUGGCGUGGGGGAGCGACGACGACGACGAAGAGCCGGCCUUCAGCCCCGUCAUGCGGAAGAAAGCCAUCAAGGUGAAGCACGUCAAGAGGCGGGAAAAGAAGAUUGAGAAAAAGAAAGAGUCGCGGCGCCACAAGCAGAAGCAGAAGCACAGGGACAAGAACCGGCACAGCGACCGGGGGGACCUGCGGGACAGCGGGGGGAUGCGUCAGUGUCUGGGGCCCAACUGUGUGAAAGGAGCCAGGCCCAACUCCAAGUACUGCUCCGAGGACUGCGGCAUGAAGCUGGCAGCCAACCGGAUCUACGAGAUCCUCCCUCAGCGGAUCCAGCAGUGGCAGCAGAGUCCCUGCAUCGCCGAGGAGCACGGCAAGAAGCAACUGGAGCGCAUCCGCCGGGACCAGCAGAACGCCCGGCUCCGCCUCACCGACAUGGAGCGGCGCUUCCACGAGCUGGAGGGCAUCAUCUCCAAGGCCAAGCAGCAGGCGGUUCAGCAGGACGAGGAGGUGAACGAAGGUGAGAGCGACGACACAGAUCUCCAGAUUUUCUGCGUGUCCUGCGGUCAUCCCAUUAAUCCGAAAGUGGCGCUGAGACACAUGGAGAGAUGCUAUGCCAAGUACGAGAGCCAGACGUCCUUUGGUUCCAUGUAUCCAACAAGAAUAGAGGGUGCCACCAGACUCUUCUGUGACGUGUACAACCCCCAGAGCAAGACCUACUGCAAGAGGCUGCAGGUUCUGUGUCCAGAACAUUCCAGAGAUCCAAAGGUGCCGGUGGAUGAGGUGUGCGGCUGCCCUCUUGUGAAGAACGUGUUUGAGCCGACAGGAGAUUACUGCAGGGUGUCCAAAAGGAAAUGCAACAAACAUUACAACUGGGAAAAGCUGAGGAGAGCUGAGGUGGACUUGGAGCGGGUCAGAGUGUGGUACAAGCUGGAUGAGCUUUUUGAGCAGGAGCGGAACGUCAGGACCGCAAUGACCAACAGGGCCGGUCUACUGGCUCUGAUGUUGCACCAGACCAUCCAGCACGACCCGGUGACGACUGAUCUCCGUAGCAACAAGGAUAGGUAGUUAGCCUGGGUGUGUUGCUGGAUUUAGGUCUGCAGAAUGCUGUACAUAGCAACGUAAUAAUUGUGUGCUGAAGAUGUAAACUUCUAGAUUAACUACUGCUUUGAUGACAGAAGAUUUUCUACCAUUUUAAAGUGUCUGUAUGAUAAUAUAUUUUUCCUUAAUAGUGGUAGAGGAGCCACAUUUGAGUUUGGAAACUGCUGUUUUUGGUAUGAACAUUAGAAAUAAAGCCUUGAAACAAGC